GGUUAUUUUCUUAGAAAGAGUCUGACUUUAGUUAGAAAGGGCAGAAUGAAAGUUACUCUGGUGCUGGUAGUUUUAUUCUCUUGCAUUUAUGUCUCGAAUACUGCUCCAUCUGAGUCUAGACGUUAUUGUGGGGAUAAGUUGGAUGCUAUUUUGGAGCUAGUUUGCGAUAAAUUGUACUUUCAACCGUCUAAAAAAUUUGACAACAACUUCCUAGCAAAGCGAAUACCUCUAAAAUUCAACAAGUACGAAGAUUAUUUAAACCAUUUCAAUCCACUAUCGGACGAUAUGGAAUCAUACGGUCCCAAUUUCAAUUCACUCGUGUCAACCAUCAAUCGAGAAGUUAGAAAAAGAGGCAUUGUUGACGAGUGUUGCAGUAGAUCUUGUACCGAAGAACACCUAAAGCUGUACUGCGCACAAUGAAUCAAUCGUAUUUAAUUUUGACUACAAAGCAACUGGUAACAAAGCAUGGCAUAAUUUAAACUUUAUAAAUAUGUGAUAAUGUAUUGUAAUGGUUUCUGAAAUUCUGUAUAAUUUUAUGAAGAGAUUACUACGAAAAUAAAUGUGAUAUAGU
This is a messenger RNA of Sitophilus oryzae (rice weevil), 571 nucleotides long. Its product is annotated as probable insulin-like peptide 5. The record is from RefSeq and is a predicted model, not a curated record. Gene Ontology annotation, molecular function: hormone activity. NCBI's taxonomy places the organism in Eukaryota, Metazoa, Arthropoda, Insecta, Coleoptera, Curculionidae. Gene Ontology annotation, cellular component: extracellular region. The transcript has 2 exons. Bases 46 to 420 code for a protein of 124 amino acids.